AAAUGUUUUUUCCAGCAGUUCUUCAACUCAGUGGCCAAAGUUGACUAUCUUACUCUGCGCCAUGGUUUCAUCUCAGCACAUUUAUCCUCAAAUAGUUCCUUCAACUUCCAGAGAUACAUACAGAGAUCAUUAGAUGAUGAUUUCAAAGUCGUAGUUGGCAUCAGCCCUUUAAUGUGGUUACUAGUAGUCGUCUUCAUGCUUGCUGAUGUUCGUGGUUUGAAUGUGUAUCUCUGGGUAUCAUUUCUCCCACUGAUUAUAGUGUUGGUUCUCGGAACCAAGCUUCAAGUAAUUGUUGCAAGAAUGGCACUUCAAAUCCAAGAUCAGGGUAGCAUAAUCAAAGGAGCCCCUUUGGUACAACCCAAUGACGAUCUCUUCUGGUUCAGUCACCCGAAUUUUGUCUUGACCCUUUUGCAUUACACUUUGUUUAUGAAUGCAUUUGAGUUAUCAUUCUUCAUUUGGGUCACCUGGCAAUUUGGGAUAAAAUCUUGCUAUCAUGAGCACAUAGAACUCAUUGUUAUAAGGGUUGUAUUAGCGGUGACAGUUCAAGUCAUGUGCAGUUACAUUACUCUUCCUCUUUAUGCUCUUGUGACUCAGGGGAUCAAUCAGCUGAGCAUCUUCAUUUGUGUCUUGGCAGUUAUGCAAAUUGUCUACAGUGUUAUUACAAUGGCUUUAGGAAGGGCCAAGAUGAGGCGAUGGGAAGCUUGGGAGAAGGAGACACAGACUGUAGAGUACCAGAUUUCUAAUG
This is a messenger RNA of Rubroshorea leprosula, 745 nucleotides long. The record is from the annotation of a GenBank genome assembly. Lineage: Eukaryota; Viridiplantae; Streptophyta; Magnoliopsida; Malvales; Dipterocarpaceae.